AACCCUGCAAGUGACGUGGAACAUGUGGACAAAAACGCUAAAUCCCUGCGUAUUAAGACGGCAUCAAAUCUAUUAUAUCUAUUAUUUAAUCGGCUAAUGAUUUCUCUCAGUUAGUCAAAAGGCUCUAAAUACCACCCGGGCUGACGAAACAACUGUUUUUUCAAGCUUGAUUCUUGAAGUUGCCAGAAGGAGUCAGGAUUGGCGUCUGUUACUGAAGGAUUAACGUUCCCAUAUUGUAGCAGCCAGAUAUUCACAUGAGAACUCCUUAAGAAUCCUGUGAUCUCCAGUCAUGGCUAGUCCACACGAUUUAACGUUUCAGGAGUUUGAGGAAGCCGCAGAUCUCCUGUCUUCAAAUCCUGGAGCCUCAACCCUGAGCAUCUCCUCAUCUGUAGAGGUCAAAGUUGAUCUGUCAGAAGAUGAAGACAAUCAGCAAGAGAGCUCAGAGUUGCUUGGAGGUGAAAAACAAACUGGUGGCUUUUGGACGUUUGAAUACUAUCAGUCAUUCUUCAAUGUAGACACAAUACAGGUGCUGGAUAGGAUAAAGGGCUCGGUCAUACCUUUGCCAGGACGGAAUUUCGUCAAACACCACAUUCGAAAUAACCCUGAUCUCUAUGGUCCUUUCUGGAUCUGUGUGACUCUAGUGUUCUCCGUGGCCAUCAGUGGAGACCUCUACACAUUUCUGAUCAAUAUGGGAGACCCAGGCUAUCACUACAGACCUCAGUUCAACAGAGUCUCGAUUGCAGCCGUCACUGUGUUCCUCUAUGCAUGGCUGGUGCCUCUGGGAGUUUGGGGCUUCCUGACGUGGCGUCAAAGUGUUGAGAGACGAAUCAGUGGUUACACGUUUUUAGAGACCGUGUGUGUCUAUGGAUACUCUCUGUUCAUUUAUAUCCCUACCUCGAUAUUAUGGACGAUUCCUGUUUACUGGCUCGAGUGGCUAUUGAUCAUCAUUGCCUUGGUGAUCUCUGGCUCAGUGUUGGUAAUGACAUUCUGGCCGGCUGUUCGUGAUGACACCAAACUAACGGCUUUCUCUACUAUGGCAGUAAUAGUGUCACUGCAUGCUCUUCUGGCUGUUGGCUUCAAGCUCUAUUUCUUCCAAACACCAACAUACACAGGAUCAUCGCACUCCGGACAACAGACUACCCCAGCGGCAAAUCACACAACACUUACCUUGGGAAAGCAUCAAUGACCAACCGAAUGGGAACCUAGGAGUCUUUAUAUUUGAAGGACAUGGAAAUAAUUCUGACGAUAAAUGAGCAACGGAGGAGUUCAGAUUAGUGAUUCACACAAGCAUUCCCAGCAAACACAUUGAAAGUGUUUCCAGUUUGUAUCGAACUUAGCAGAUAAACAACCUUCCUCAGAUCACAAUGAUUUACUGAAGACUUUAACUUGUACUAUUUUACUUUAGUAUGUAGUGACCAACUUAUUUUCCUCAAGUGUUAUGGUCACUUAAUGUCCAUUUAUUACCUAUACUUUAAGAGGAUUUGCCUAUUUUUGUUUCUUUCGAUCAAAAUGGAGUAAUUUAUAAGAGUGGUCUUGUAUUACUGUGAACUGCUUUGAGGUUUGCUUUAUAACCCCUGACUGCUUUCCUCUUAGGCUACUUUCUCUCUCAUUUUUCUGUAAAUUGGGAGAAAGUACCUGUAUUAUUUAAUGUUGCUUUCCUAGAGAGUUUGACACUGGAUUAAAAUAAUUCUUGUCAGGGUCAAAGGUGUUAUUUUGAGCUUGUUUGGUUUGAUUGGGGACAGAUGCAUCACCACUCCUACUUGGGCCACACAUUUCUGAGAAGGUAUGCUUUGCACUCAAUUAAUAUAAAGGUUCAACCAAAAACAAAACUUUUUGUCAUCAUUUACUCACCCUCAUUUGGUAUCAGUCCAAACCUGUGAAACUUACUCUGAAAAGUGUCUGUAAUCAAACUAUGUUGGUGCCCAUUGACUUCUACUGUAUGGAUAUAAACACUUAAGAAAUUUCUCUAAAUAUCUUUUGUUUUCCUCAAAACAAAGGUAUAUUUUUGAAAUGAUUCAAUUAUUAUUUUUUCUUUUCAAAAAUAAUUGAAAAGGAUGAUUCACCAAAAAUGAAUGAUCUCAUUCUCAACCCUCAUUUGAAUCCUGUAUGACUUUCUUUCUUCCACCAAUCCAGUUCAGUCUAGUCCAAUUUGAGCUUUUUCAUAAAACAAAAGUGGACCGUGCCCAGUGACUGACAAACACAAAGGAUAUAACAGUACUUUAAAAUGAGUUCCUAUGACUACAAGUAGUAUUCUGAAACAAUUCAACAGCUUUAUUUUAGAAAAUGUAAUUAUUGAAAUUGUGCGCUGGCUGCUUUAAUUAUAUAGAAAAGAGCAGCUUAAGCAGCAAGAUUUCUCCUUAGUUUCAUCAAAGACUGAAAGAUAGAAAGUCAUAUGGGUUUCAAACUACGAGUAACAUUACAGAAUUUUCUAUAAUACUUUACAAUAAAGCUAAUAUAUUUGCAGCCUU
Carassius gibelio (silver crucian carp) is the source of this 2468-nucleotide messenger RNA. RefSeq names its product protein YIPF1. The transcript has 9 exons. The record is from RefSeq and is a predicted model, not a curated record. NCBI's taxonomy places the organism in Eukaryota, Metazoa, Chordata, Actinopteri, Cypriniformes, Cyprinidae. Gene Ontology annotation, biological process: vesicle-mediated transport. Gene Ontology annotation, cellular component: Golgi apparatus; membrane. Gene Ontology annotation, molecular function: small GTPase binding. The coding region runs from base 290 to 1186 and encodes 298 amino acids.